CGUACAACAUGCAUAUCACGAUCAAGACACAAAAUAUUUUAUUGGUACGCAACCACGAUCCCAUCCUUAUGCAAAGUCACAUAUUAGCAUACACGUGCGCUCUGCCAAAAUCCGCCACUCAACGAAAUCGGUCGCAAAGUCGUAAAGUUGUGUGUCUAGAAGGAGGAGGAGGAGGAGGAGAUGGUCGGCAGAUUCCCAACCGCAGCCCAGAGGAA
Messenger RNA from Gryllus bimaculatus (two-spotted cricket), 215 nucleotides. NCBI's taxonomy places the organism in Eukaryota, Metazoa, Arthropoda, Insecta, Orthoptera, Gryllidae. The record is from the annotation of a GenBank genome assembly.